This is a messenger RNA of Rangifer tarandus platyrhynchus (Svalbard reindeer), 942 nucleotides long. The record is from the annotation of a GenBank genome assembly. Lineage: Eukaryota; Metazoa; Chordata; Mammalia; Artiodactyla; Cervidae.
AUGUUUUCAAGUGAUGCAAUCUUGGGGUUUCUCUUCAUAUCUCUGAUUUGUGUUGGGCUCAUGGGGAACUUGGUGCUCUUCAUGCUAUAUAUAGACACCUUCUUAACUCAGUCUUGCCUGAAAAAGCCCAUUGAUGUGAUAUUCAUACACCUGACCUUGGUCAAUGUUUUGACUAUCUUGUUCAAGUUGAUACCAGAUGUCAUGUCAUUCUUCGGAGAAAGAUAUUUUCUGGAUGAUGCUGGUUGUAAGGCAACUUUGUACAUAUAUAGAGUUACCCGGGGUCUUUCCAUCUGUACUACCGCUUUCCUGAGUAUGUUCCAAGCUAUCACCAUCAAUCCUCUUAAUUCUAAGUGGGCGUGGCUUAGAUCUAAACUCUCUAUGUGCAUUUACCCCUCUUUCCUUUUCUUCUGGGUCAUCAACUUGCUCAUCUAUAUCCACAUCAUUGAAACUGUAAGAGCAAGGAACAAUUUCACAUUUGCUGGUCUUGGGUAUUAUACAGUACACUGUCAAAGCAGCCAGUUGGAACACCACAAUUCAAUGGCAUUUUUGAAUAUCAUGGUGAUUCGAGAUCUCCUCUUUGUGAUCCUCAUGAUGUGGUCCAGCAUUUACAUGGUGACCCUCCUCUAUAAACCCCACCAGACAUCCCAGCAUGUUCACAACCUCAGCCUCUCUCCCCAGUCAUCUCCUGAAAUUAAAGCCACCCACACUAUUCUUUUGCUGGUAGGUUGCUUUGUUUUCUUUUAUUGCUUAAACAACUUUAUUGCCUUCUACUUGCUUUAUUUACCCAAGAAAAACCCGGAAAUGGAGAGAAUUACUGGGAUAAUUUCCUCCUGCUACCCAUCCCUGUGCCCUUUUGUGCUCAUGAGAAAUAAACUUCCCAAACUGACUUCCUUCCUUUCACGGAUGACAAUUACCUUUUCUCAGAGAACAUUUAGUAGAUGA